CAGACAUACAGCCGUCAUGUGUGUGAUGUAUCUUCAUGAAUGUGCUGCAGGAGUCCGGUCCGUCAGUGUGGACGUGGGCAGGGAGGAGGUGCUGGUGGAGUCGACUCUGACCAGUGCGGAGGUGCAGGCUCUGAUCGAGAGCACCGGACGCAGGGCGGUGCUGAAAGGCAUCGGAGGAUCAGACCAAGCAGAUCUGGGAUCAGCGGUGGCCAUGCUGGCGGGUGGAGGACAGAUCCAGGGCGUGGUGCGUUUCCUGCAGUUAUCGGAGGAGCGCUGCCUCAUAGAUGGGACCAUUGAUGGGUUGGAGCCCGGACCCCACGGCCUCCACGUCCACAGCCUGGGAGACCUGACCCAGGACUGCAGCAGUUGUGGGGACCACUACAACCCCUUUGGAAGACGGCACGGUGGUCCAGGAGACGCUGAGAGGCAUGUAGGUGAUCUGGGGAAUGUUGUUGCUGGACCAACGGGCAGAGCCUCAUUUCGACUAGAAGACAAUCAGUUAAAGGUGUGGGACGUGAUUGGCCGAUCACUGGUCGUGGACGCGGGGGAGGACGACCUGGGCCGAGGGAGUCACCCACUCUCCACACGGACUGGAAACUCUGGGGAAAGACUGGCCUGUGGGAUCAUCGCUCGAUCUGCUGGCCUCUUCCAAAACCCCAAACAGAUAUGUGCCUGUGAUGGGGUCACCCUGUGGGAGGAGAGAGACCGUCCGAUAGCCGGGAAAGGUCGAAGCAAGGCCAGCGCGGAGACGCCGGCAGCUCACCUGUGAACCUCGGGGAACAAACACUGAUGCCAGUUUGAACAGGAAGAGA
Molecule: messenger RNA, 812 nt
Organism: Paralichthys olivaceus (Japanese flounder)
Lineage: Eukaryota; Metazoa; Chordata; Actinopteri; Pleuronectiformes; Paralichthyidae
Source: RefSeq, a predicted model, not a curated record